This is a messenger RNA of Vombatus ursinus (common wombat), 1958 nucleotides long. RefSeq lists its product as uncharacterized. The transcript is spliced from 6 exons. The record is from RefSeq and is a predicted model, not a curated record. NCBI's taxonomy places the organism in Eukaryota, Metazoa, Chordata, Mammalia, Diprotodontia, Vombatidae. Gene Ontology annotation, cellular component: membrane. Gene Ontology annotation, molecular function: GTPase activator activity. Bases 1 to 1608 code for a protein of 535 amino acids. Gene Ontology annotation, biological process: activation of GTPase activity; signal transduction.
AUGAUGGAAGCUACGAUCUCCCACACACCCCCGGCUUCCAGAGUAAAGAAGGACAGAUCUAGUCGGCGGCGUAAGCUUCAGUGGUCCAAUAGCCCCAGGAGAUCCACAGUGAUGUCUGGUGGAAGGUCUUCAGCUCGGAAAUCCCGGCAGCACAAGCGCAGGGGGCUGACAGCAUUAUUCUGCAGGGCCUGCUUUAAAAAGCCACUGGAGGAGGGGGUCACCCAGAGAUCUACACGCACUUCCACAGGGAGAAGUGUGCAUGGCAGGUCCUCGACCUUCCUGCACUUGUUGGGGCUUUCAUUUGGCGCUCAACUUUCUCCAAGAGGUGGCAAAUGCCAGUUUGGGCCAUGGUCAUGGUACGGAAACACUGCAAAGGCCACAACCAUGUCUCAGCUGAGAGCAGCCUCUUCUGGGAGCUCCUGCCAGAGGCUGCCAGCCAACGUGCCUCUCCCUGAGCCCCGAUCUCAAGCCGCGGCUGAGGCCCCAGAAAUCAGUGCUGCCGGGCCUCCUCCUCCUGGCACAGGCAGCAGCUGCCUUCCUUCCUCUCCUCCUCCCCCAACAGGCAUUCUGGGGUGGGGUGGCCAGGUGUCCCGGUGGGCUGCCAAGGCCCCUCCCAAGCUCACUUCAACAGAUUUCCACAGCCUGCCUCCCCAACUGGUGACCCGUCUGCUGAUCUCACAUCCCGCGCAGCUUCUUGGUGAGAGGCAUUCAGGGACCUGGAACUACCUUUGGACACAGGGAGGGCAGAAGCUCUUCUCUGCCCAUGAGACCACCUUAGGAAACUCACCUCACCAUCCCGGCCCCUUCCGAAACGUGGGGCUCUCCAAGGCGGCCCAGACUCACCGGCUUCGGAAGCUGCGUACUCCUUCCAAGUGUCGCGAAUGCAACAGCUACGUCUACUUCCAGGGAGCUGAGUGCGAGGAGUGCUGCCUGGCCUGUCACAAGAAGUGUCUGGAAACUCUGGCCAUCCAGUGCGGCCACAAGAAGCUGCAGGGAAAACUCCAGUUGUUUGGACAGGACUUCCAGAAGGCAGCCCGGGGCACUGCCGACGGCAUCCCCUUGGUCAUCAAGAAAUGCCUGUCUGAGAUCGAAAGGCGGGCGCUCAGGACCAAGGGGAUCUACCGGAUCAAUGGCGUGAAGACGCAUGUGGAGAAGCUCUGCCAGGCGUUGGAGAACGGCAAAGAGCUGGUGGAGCUAUCGCAGGCCUCCCCGCACGACAUCAGCAACGUCCUGAAACUCUACCUGCGCCAGGUGAGCCUUGGCCCGGAGGCUGCGGGUGGGCCUCACUGGGGCGAUGAGUGGGGGGUCAGACUGACUUCACCUCUGCGCCCUCUGCACUGUCUGGGCCUUCCUCAGACGGAGGGGCUUCUGACCUUGUCCCGGCCAUUCUUUGGGUCUCAGUCACCUCAUCCCACGAUAAGGAGGUUAGAUGUGAUGACCUCUGGGACCUCCUCCAGCUUCAGACCUUGUACUCUGUCUGCUCGUCAGGGCCUGGGGUGGGACGAUGGGAACGUCCGUGUCCCCAACGGGCUUCGCAGUCGGCUUUCCUGUCAGGAGGAGCCGACGAAUAGCCCCGUCCCUAAAAUCAGCCUCUCUCAGGCUGAUUGAUGGGUGUUUAGAGAGGGCAGUGGUUAUUUCUGUGGCGUUGUCAAGGACAAGUCAGGCCAGACUAACCCCAUCUCGUUUAGCAGGUGCUUACUGAAUGUUUAUUGAUUGAUUUGGGGGCAGGGUUAUCAGAAUAUAGCUUAGAGUUGGGAGGAAUGCAGCCAUCUGAGAGCAUCUUGGGCAGGGAGGGGGUAGGGCUGGGAGGAAGAAUGCCAUAGUCUUAGAGCAUCUCUGGGCUUUAAAACUUUUUUCUUUCGGGGGAUGAGGUGGGGAUGUGGGAGGCAAUCAGGAUUAAGUGACUUGCCCCGGGUCACACAGCUAGUAAACGUCUGAGGCUGAAUUUGAACUAGGUC